AUGGCGCUGCACUACAACCCGCGCUUAUCUGAGAACACAGUGGUGCGCAACACCAAGGAGCAUGACCAGUGGGGGAGCGAGGAGAGAGGGGGGUCCAUGCCCUUUCGACGAGGACAGGCCUUCACCCUGAUGAUCAGUGUGGAACGCCAGUCUUUCCGGAUCAUCGUGAACGGGAUGCAGGCUCACGACUACAGGCACCGCUUCCAGCAGCUGAAGCAGAUCACCAGCCUGGAGAUCGGAGGAGACAUCACCCUCACCUCCGUCAUGGUGUGA
Messenger RNA from Knipowitschia caucasica, 273 nucleotides. Lineage: Eukaryota; Metazoa; Chordata; Actinopteri; Gobiiformes; Gobiidae. The record is from the annotation of a GenBank genome assembly.